Messenger RNA from Caenorhabditis angaria, 3211 nucleotides. Lineage: Eukaryota; Metazoa; Nematoda; Chromadorea; Rhabditida; Rhabditidae. The record is from the annotation of a GenBank genome assembly.
AUGUCGGAUUGGACUUAUGAAUAUGCGAUUGGGUUACUGAAGAUUUUGGUGCACAAAGAAGUGAGUUUGAUUUCCAGAAAAUAAGCAAAUUUUAUGAUUUUUUUUAUUGCAGAAUGUCGAAAUUUCUGAAUAUGGUUCGGAAAUGUUUGCAAAUUCAAAAUUGGAAGAUGGUGAAUUAAAAGAAUUUCUCAAAGUUCUCUUCAAAAAAACGCCAAAACUUCGGAAGAUCUACGAAUCCGUUGAUGAAUUAAUCGAAGAUCUCGAAAACAUCGACAACAUACCGGAAAUUUAUCGAUUUUCGCUUGAAAAUUCGAAUAAAUCAACAUCAGUGGAAUCGGUUUUCGGAUGUUCGAGUAUAACUCGUUAUAUCGAUCAAAACGAGAAGGAAUUCAUAUCCAAACACGAUAUUUAUCAAUUAUUCUUCGAAGAAUUGGCCAAAGUUUCGCAUACUUCAUUGUCGAAAGAGAUUCUUGAUGCGUGGCACGUGGCACAGCUCAACUCACGAGUUCAGGCUUAUGAAUUGGUAUCGUAUGAUGUUUGGAAUGAUUUCAAAAAAUCAUUUAAACGAAAUUUGAAAGAAUGUGUAAGUUAUUGAAAUUAUUGAUUUUUUUUUACAAAAAUUCAACUUUCAGAAGCCUCCGAACACUCCACUCGUAAUCAAAGAAAAGGAUUUUCGCGAACUUCGAAAAUAUUUUCUGAAUGCGCCAGAACAAUUUGAUGAUUUUAUGGAGAAUUAUUUCGACAAAUGGGAAAAUGAUCAAUCACUUUAUCAACUUUCGUAUGCCAAAGCUUGGACAACGCUGGAAGCGAUUCAAAAAACAUUGAAGGAAUUCUCACCAAUUCUACUGUCUUCUCACAAACUUCUUCCAACAUCGAAGUAUUCUCUGCCAAUCAUUCGACUAUUCAAAUGUUCUUCAAGGAGCGAAUUUUUAUAUGAUUUCGUUUUUUCCAAAGAAUUCGAGAAAGCGAUGAUGGUUUUGACGAAAAAUAAUAUGUUGAGGAUUGGAAGUUAUUGUUUGAAAAAUGGAAUUGAUGAGGUUGUGAAUUGGAAAAACGCGUUGAGAAUUAUGGAGACUUUUGGUGUGAAGCAAGAAGAUUUUCAUGUAAGUCAAGAAUUUUUUUUUCACUUCGAAAACCAAACAUUUUUCAGAUUCUAAUCGUGGACUCUCAUCAAACCUAUAAUCUUUUCGAUACUCCAAUUAUUUCUUCUUCUGGCAAACAUUGCAAAGUGUUUAUUGGAGCGAUGCGAGAUAUUCUUUUCUACAUCGUUGUGAUUCUUGAAGUAUUCCAAAGAUCAAAUCAAGAAAAUUUGCCAAAGAUCUUCAAUUGGAUUAACAAGAUGUUCCAAGGAAUCGCAUUCUCAACAAAUGCAUGGAAUUGCAUUGAAAUGUGGAAAAUUUCCGAAAUCCAGGAAAAAGCGAAAUUGGAAUUGGGCAAAUAUUGUACAAAAUCAUCAAUUUAUGAAUUUCCGAUGAAAUCUCAAUACACCGAAAAAGAAGCAAUAAUCCAUGUUGAAAAUCUGCUGAAGCCGAUGAAUUUUGAUCGAAGGAUUUUCAACCAAUGCUUUGAUAUUCUUCUCAAGAAAAAGAUAUCGAAAAUCACAAUGAGUGAUAUUUAUUGGCUUUAUUAUGCAUAUAUGGAAUCUCAAGUUCUUCAAAAAUGUUCGGAUGUAAGUGUUGCUUUAAAUAUCUAUGAACUUAUUCAGUUUUUCAGAUUCACACAAUAUUCCACAAUCAAUUGCGAUUCCGAGUCAAGGAGUAUAUUUUUAUUGAUGAAAAUGAUAAGAAUUCGAAACUUGCUCAAGAGAUCGGUGAAAAAGCGAAAAUUGAAGAGAAAAAUGAGGGAAAAAGGUAGGAUUUUCGGGUUUGUAGAAUUCCGAUGCUAAUUUGAAUAUUUUUCAGAGCCGCCGAAGAUCUGAAACCAAAGAAUCUCGAAUUUUCAACAAUGAAACGAGGAUUUUUGAAUGCUAAAAAGGUGGCAGGCGAUGAAAAAUCGAAAGCUGUUGAGUUGAAAAAGGAGGGAUCUUUGAGCGAAAAAGUUUUGCCGAAGAAUUCGAGUUCGGAAGAUCAAAAGACCGAAUUUUCAACUCUCAAAAAGGGAUUUUUAAAUGAAAAACCGUUGGAGAAAUCGAAUGAUGAGAAAAAGAAGAUUGAAGAAAUUGAAAUGAAAACGGAGAAAAUGCGGAUCGAAUUUGAAAAUGAGAAGAAAAAGUGAGUUUUUCCCUUAAUUUUCCAGGAUUUUUCAAAAAAAAAAUAAACUUCAGAUUGGAACAAGAUCUUCAAACAAAAUGUGAAGAAAAUCGAAAAAUGUCAGAAACUUUGAAAAACUCUAAAAGUGAAUUGAAGAAAUGUAAAGGAGAAUUGAAAGAAAGCGAGAAGAAAUUGAUGGAAAAUAUAGAGAAAAAUGAGAAAAAAGUGAAUGAUUUGAAAGAUCGUAAUAAGAAGAUUCGAGAGAAUUGGGAUUUAGACAAAUGUCAACACAAAAAUGAAAAGAUGUUGAAGGAUGAGGAGAUUGCGAAAAUGGCUGAAAAAUUGGAGAAAUUUGGGGAAGAUUUGGAAAUGACCAAUUCGAAGCUCAAAAUUUUGGAUAAAAAUUUGGCGACUUGUGAAAAUUCCAAGCUGGAUCUGGAAAAUGAGAAGGAACAAUUGCAAAAGUUAGUUUAUUUUGGUUUUUUCAAAAAUUCAAUUUUUUGGUUUUUUUUAGCCUAAAAAAAUAUCCAAAUUUCAGACAUCUCGAAAAUCAGCGCGACAAAUUCGAUGUUGAAAUUCGACAAAAAAAUGAGGAGAAUCAAGAAUUGACGAGAAAACAUACGAAACUUCAACAAAAGCUUCAAGAAAAAUCGAAAAAGCUGGAAGAAUUGCGAGAUUGGUUCGAAAAAUCGACGAAAAAUGUUGAAUCGAAUUUGAGAAAGGAGGAGAAAAUUAGAAGAUAUCAAAAAUAUCUUGAGAUCGAUUAUGACGAUUUAUUCGAUGAAAUAAAUUCCAAUUUGAACAAAAUGCGCUUCAAAUUUCCGAAUUCAAGCGAAAUUCGAGCAGCAAAACGGGAAAUUGAAAAAUUCGAUGACGAAUAUGAGGAUUAUAUAACAAAUAUUCGCCGAAAAAUCAAACAAAUUCGAGAAAAUCGAGAAGAAAAUGAGGAGGAAGAGAUUCAAGAGCUGCCAAGUAAAGAAUUUAUGUCAAAUUAUCGAAAGUUGUUAAGAGAUUUCUUGUGA